Molecule: messenger RNA, 1587 nt
Organism: Clonostachys rhizophaga
Lineage: Eukaryota; Fungi; Ascomycota; Sordariomycetes; Hypocreales; Bionectriaceae
Source: the annotation of a GenBank genome assembly
AUGGCUCGGCUCGGCCUUUCCAACGCUGAUCACGGAGAAGGCAAGGCGUGGACUGCUAUUGCCAUAGGACUUUUCGUGGCAUUUGGCGGUGUGCUCUUCGGCUAUGACACGGGUACAAUUAGCGGCAUCCUUGCCAUGCCUUAUUGGCAGAAGCUUUUCAGCACUGGAUACGUAGAUCCAGAUGGAAACAAGAACAUUACAGCCUCCCAAGAAUCCGCAAUCGUCUCUAUCCUCUCCGCCGGCACUUUCUUCGGUGCUCUCGCUUCACCCUUCCUCGCCGACUUGAUUGGCCGCCGCCCGGCCUUGAUGGUAUAUACUUGGGUUUUCAAUCUUGGUGUCAUCCUGCAUACGGUCGCCACGUCGAUUCCCCUGUUCUUGGCUGGCCGCUUCUUUGCAGGUCUUGGUGUUGGUCUCAUUUCUGCCGUUGUUCCUCUCUACCAGUCAGAAACGGCACCCAAAUGGAUUCGAGGUCUGAUUGUCGGCGCUUACCAAUGGGCCAUCACCAUCGGGCUCCUGCUCGCGGCCGUCGUGAACAACGCCACCUCGAAACGCAAUGACUCUGGAUCAUAUCGCAUUCCGAUCUCCAUCCAGCUUGCUUGGUCCCUUAUCCUGUUCGGGGGCAUGCUGCUGCUCCCAGAGACGCCUCGGUUCCUAAUCAAGAAGGACAACUUUGACAAGGCAGCCAAGUCCUUGGCGAGACUGAGGAGCCUGCCUACAGACCAUCCUGCUGUCCAGAGGGAGCUGGCCGAAGUGAAGGCGAACCAUGAGUUCGAAAUGAGUCUAGGCAGUGGCAGCUAUCUGGACUGUUUCAGGCCGCCUCUUAUCAAGCGGCAGUUCACCGGCAUGGCUCUGCAAGCUCUGCAACAGUUGACUGGCAUCAACUUCAUUUUCUACUACGGGACCAAGUACUUCCAGAACUCGGGCGUCUCCAGCGGCUUCGUCAUCUCCAUGAUCACGUCCUCCAUCAACGUGCUAUCAACCAUCCCUGGCAUGUACUUCAUCGAUCGGUGGGGUCGUCGUCCUCUUCUUCUCUGGGGAGCUGUUGGUAUGUGCGUUUCUCAGCUCAUUGUGGCCGUCUGCGGUACUGUGUCAUCGGGCCAGCGCGAUAACGGCGAGAUCAUCGUCACCAAUCUCGGUGGUCAACGGGCUGCGGUAUCCUUCGUUUGCGUCUACAUCUUCUUCUUUGCCUCAACCUGGGGUCCUCUUGCCUGGGUCGUGACUGGCGAGAUCUAUCCACUCAAGACACGGGCCAAGUCCCUGAGCUUGUCCACAGCGACCAACUGGUUGCUCAACUGGGCGAUUGCCUACUCUACCCCAUAUCUCGUUAACUAUGGCGAUGGGUAUGCCAACCUGCAGUCCAAGAUCUUCUUUGUAUGGUUUGCUGCUUGCUUCUUGUGUAUCGCAUUUGUGUAUUUCUUCAUCUACGAGACCAAAGGACUGAGCUUGGAGGAGGUCGACCAGCUUUACUCUGAGGUCAGUGUCGCUCGCCACUCAACCAAGUGGACGCCUGCAGAAUCCUGGGAGGACCGUCUUGGGGACAAGGGUGCGGCUGAUGUGGUAGCGACAUCUGAGCAUAGAAACUCUUAG